GGCAGUUUCCCGUUUCCUUCGAGUUGACCAUUUGGGUUGCUUCUGAGAGGUCAACUUGACUGGCCGUCAAGUUCAGCCACGGCCCAAGUCGUUGUUCAGUUCAACUGGUGAUGAAAUGGGGGUCAACCAGUCCGUGGGCUUUCCGCCUGUCACGGGAUCCCACCUCGUAGGCUGUGGGGAUGUGAUGGAGGGUCAGAGUCUCCAGGGGAGCUUCUUUCGACUCUUCUACCCCUGCCAAGAGGCAGAGGAGACCACAGAGCAGCCCCUGUGGAUUCCCCGCUAUGAGUACUUCACUGGCCUGGCUGAUUACCUGAAGUUUAAUAAGCGCUGGGGGGCUUUGCUGUUCAACCUGGCUGUGGGAUCUUGUCGCCUGCCUGUUAGCUGGAAUGGCCCCUUUAAGACAAAGGACUCUGGAUACCCCUUGAUCAUCUUCUCCCAUGGCCUGGGAGCCUUCAGGACACUGUAUUCAGCCUUCUGCAUGGAGCUGGCCUCCCAUGGCUUUGUGGUUGCUGUACCAGAGCACAGGGAUGGGUCAGCUGCAGCAACCUGUUUCUGCAAGAAGGCCCCAGAGGAGAACCAGUCCAACGGCAAGUCACUGGAGGAGGAAUGGAUCCCCCACCGUCAAAUUGAGGAAGGGGAGAAGGAAUUCCACGUUCGGAAUUGCCAGGUGCAUCAGAGGGUAAGCGAGUGCCUGAGGGUGUUAACUGUCCUGCAAGAGGCCGCUGCUGGGCAGACUGUCCUCAACACCGUGCCUGGCGGGUUGGAUCUGAUGACCUUGAAGGGCAGCAUUGACAUGAGCCGCGUGGCUGUAAUGGGACAUUCAUUUGGAGGGGCCACAGCUAUUCUGGCUUUGGCCAAGGAGACCCGAUUUCGGUGUGCUGUGGCUCUGGAUGCUUGGAUGUUUCCUCUGGAACGUGACUUUUACCCCACGGCCCGAGGCCCUAUAUUUUUCAUCAAUGCUGAGAAAUUCCAGACAAUGGAGAGCGUCAACUUGAUGAAGAAGAUUUGUGCCCAGCAUGACCAAUCCAGGAUCAUAACUGUCCUUGGUUCUGUUCAUCGGAGUCAAACUGACUUUGCUUUUGUGGCUGGUAACUGGAUUGGUAAAUUCUUCUCCACUCAAACCCAUGGGAGCUUGGACCCCUAUAAAGGUCAGGAGACUGUGGUGCGGGCCAUGCUGGCCUUCCUGCAGAAGCACCUUGACCUGAAAGAGGACUAUGACCAAUGGAACAACCUCACUGAAGGCAUUGGACCAUCACUAACCCCAGGGGCCCCACACCAUCUGUCCAGCCUGUAGGCACAGCGGGUCAUUUGUGAAAGGUCACUGAGCUGAGUUCCCAUUUGGGGCCUGCCCAGGGACACCCACGUCCUCCUAUCAGGAAGUGGUCAUCAUGACCCUUCUGCACAGACUGAGAGGAUGUAAUCACACUGCUGAUUGGAUAACCGGGUACUUGGAUCUUGGACUUGUUGAUCAUAAACUCACGUUGGGACUUGGGUCACUCACUGAUUGGCAAACUGACUUUCUGGGGACUGAGCCCUGAUGGUGUGGGGAACAAGCAGUGGGAUGGGGCGAGGGAGGACCCAAGCCCCAAGCUGAGCACUGUGAACGCUAUUAACCCAGCCAGCUGACUCCCUCAUCUUGGGCCAGUGUGGCUUCUGCAGUGGGAGAAAUGGAGCCAAAGGAUGGAGGGAAAAUUCCCACUGUCCGGACCUCUAGCCCAACCUGGUGCUAUCUCUUCUUCCCCCUCCACCUUCUCCCUCCCCAGGGCUGCUUGGGGAGUUCUAAACACUUUAGGUAGCUUUCUAGGAUAUGGACCACCAUCAGAUUUUCUGUUUAUUUUCAAGCCUUCUCACUACAUGAAACAUAGUCCCAGGCAUUUAGUCAGGAUGAAGUUAUACUUGUGAGCCCGUGGGAGGGGCAGAGAGCAUUGUCCUGAUAGCAUAAGGAGAGAGGCUGAGGGACAGCGGGUACCUCAGAAGCUCUGGAUGUCUUAGAGUUUUGCUGAAAAUGUAGCUUGACAGGAAACAACACAAGUAGGUUGGGGUGGAGAAGGGAGAAUAACAGUGUUAAGUAGCCAUUUGAUCAGGCCCUCACCACAAAAGGGAGGGAGUUUGAUCGGUUCGAAUUCAGGAAGCCACCCCUAGAGAGAAGUCUUAGGGACACUUUGGUCUUGCCUCUUACCUCAGAUAUCGUGAGCCUCCAACUUGCUCAGAAUCAGGGUGCUGUAGUUGUCUUCUGGCUCUGAGGCCCUAGUCUCAAAUUUAAGUCAAGAUAUAGGUUGAAUUUCCAUUCUGUUCCAUUUAUAAUAUGAAUGAUAUUAAUACUCAUGUUUGCC
Molecule: messenger RNA, 2333 nt
Organism: Balaenoptera musculus (blue whale)
Lineage: Eukaryota; Metazoa; Chordata; Mammalia; Artiodactyla; Balaenopteridae
Gene: PAFAH2
Product: platelet activating factor acetylhydrolase 2
Exons: 11
Coding region: 116-1294 (392 amino acids)
Molecular function (GO): 1-alkyl-2-acetylglycerophosphocholine esterase activity
Source: RefSeq, a predicted model, not a curated record